Messenger RNA from Xiphias gladius (swordfish), 1685 nucleotides. Its product is annotated as retinol dehydrogenase 8-like. The record is from RefSeq and is a predicted model, not a curated record. The coding region runs from base 204 to 1157 and encodes 317 amino acids. Gene Ontology annotation, cellular component: cytoplasm. The transcript has 6 exons. Lineage: Eukaryota; Metazoa; Chordata; Actinopteri; Istiophoriformes; Xiphiidae. Gene Ontology annotation, molecular function: estradiol 17-beta-dehydrogenase [NAD(P)+] activity. Gene Ontology annotation, biological process: estrogen biosynthetic process.
UGUAAAUGACUACCGCAGGACCGACCCGACCGAGCCCUUAGAUAAUCUCAUCUGCGUUGUGGCUGUGCGCCCCGUCCAUGUGACGCUCUCCUUCUCCCUUAUCCUCUUACAGCGGCUCCCACCUCAGAUCGCCGCUCAUCCCGCAGAGCUGCUUGGCUGCCGGUGUCUUCAGUUUGCCAACGGAGCGGAGAGGCGGCGGCGCCAUGGUGAGUCCCGGGCAGAAAGUGGUGCUGAUCACCGGCUGCUCCUCCGGUAUCGGCCUGAGGAUGGCCGUGAUGCUGGCAAAGGAUGAACAGAAGCGUUAUCACGUCAUAGCCACAAUGCGUGAUCUGAAACGUAAAGAUAAGCUGGUAGAGGCAGCGGGGGAUGCAUAUGGGAAGACUCUCUCUCUGGCUGUCCUCGACGUCUGCAGCGAUGAGUCCGUCAAACAGUGUAUUAAUGGCAUCAAAGAUCGACAUGUGGAUGUUCUUAUCAAUAAUGCAGGUAUCGGCCUGGUGGGUCCUGUGGAGAGCAUCCCCAUUGAAGAGAUGAAGAAAGUGUUCGAGACAAAUGUCUUUGGGGUCAUCCGCAUGAUAAAGGAGGUGAUGCCUGAUAUGAAGAAAAGAAGAGGAGGACACAUCAUUGUGGUCAGCAGCGUAAUGGGACUGCAAGGUGUGGUGUUUAAUGACGUGUAUGCAGCUUCCAAGUUUGCCAUGGAGGGCUUCUGUGAGAGUUUGGCUGUGCAACUCUUAAAGUUUAACGUCACACUGUCAAUGAUUGAGCCGGGUCCAGUGCACACGGAAUUUGAGGCAAAGAUGAUCCAGGAGGUGAAGCAGAGGGAGUGUCCUGGAGCUGAUCCUGACACAGUGCAUUACUUCAAAAAUGUCUACCUUCCUUCUUCUAUCGACAUCUUUGAAACACUGGGACAAACACCUGAUGACAUCGCCAGAUGCACCAAGAAAGUGAUUGAAGCAAGCAGCCCACGUUUCCGUAAUCUGACCAACGCUAUGUACACGCCCAUCGUAGCACUGAAAUAUGCUGAUGAAACCGGAGGCCUGUCUGUCCAUGCCUUCUACCACAUGCUCUUCAACCUGGGCCCUCUCAUGCACAUCAGCAUGACCGCCAUGAAGUACCUCACCUGUGGAUGUCUGAGGAGCAGGACAGUUUCACCAAAUUAAAAACUCCUGUUUUGUACACCAGUGUGAAUAACACAAACACACUCUGUAGACCGGAAUAAAAACUACACACUACCAUGGCUUAGGUUGUCAGGGUAUCUCGAAAAACAAUUCAAAAAUACAGUACCUGCCCAAGGUCAUGUAGCAAAAGUCACUUUAGUGCAAAUAAAGAAAAAAAAGAAAACAUUAACAAAUCCAUCCAACAGUUUCAAAGAGUUUAUCUUUUGUGACCUGCCAUAUUUCCUUCUAUAUUCUUAUUUCUGUAUAAAACUGUAGCUUAUGAAUGUAUAGAUACCACACCUGAGUUCAGUUGUGCUGAAAUACUAUAACGGUUUUAGAAUUUAUUUUAGCCUACCCAGAGUGCCAUAUAAGUACGGUUUGCACUUAUGAUACAACAUACUGUAGCCCGAUUUUAUCCAAAUCAAUCUCAUAACUUCACAUUUCAGACAGUUUGAAACUGUAAUUGGUUCAGAUAGGCCUACAUCUUGUUUGAUUUGUAGCCUAUGCAUUUAUUUACAUGUUUUUUGGCAU